CCUAAAGUACGUCCUCGUCAUCACAACGUUCAAUUGACGUGUCGUUCGUCGCUGGUAAGCACGCAGAUACAAUGAUGGCAGCAUUACGUGUUCUGCCUAUUAUCACAAUUUUUUGUUUGGGUGUGUCCACGGCCGAAGUGCUAGAAAAUGCAUUAUUGCCAGUUGCCAACAACACAGUUCCACAAACAGAUGAGAGAAUAAAUGCACACGCAAGUUACGAGCCGAGUACUUCACCAGUUUCCGAAAAUGUGAGGCCAAAUAAAAAUCAAGAAAAUUUAAAUCCUCAAAUUGAUGACCAUCCAGCCUUACCAGAAUAUCAAGAAAAGAGGGAGCAAAAAAUAGAUUAUAGACCAAUCCAACCAGCAGAUCAAUCAAACGUGGGGCCACAAAUUAGUUACUAUCCAAUUCCAAACGGAGAUCAAGGAAGGACGAACUCACAAAUCGAUUACCACCCAAUUCCACCGGCAGAUCAAGCAAAUGAGGUGCCACACAUCGGGUAUUAUCCAAUACCAAAUGAAGAUCAAGAAAAUACGAGGCCACAUAUUGGUUACUACCCAAUCCCAAAUGGAGAUCAAGAAAGCAUGAACCAACAAAUAGAUUACAACCCGAUUCCACCAGCAGAUCAAGCUAGUGUUGUGCCACACAUCGGGUAUUAUCCAAUUCCAAAUGAAGAUCAAGAAAAUACGAGGCCCCAUAUUGGUUACUACCCAAUUCCAAAUGGAGAUCAAGAAAGCAUGACUCAACAAAUAGAUUACCACCCGAUGCCACCAGCAGAUCAAGUUAAUGUGAGGCCUCACAUCGGGUAUUAUCCAAUUCCACAUGAAGAUCAAGAAAAUAUGAGGCCACACAUUGGUUACUACCCAAUUCCAAAUGGAGAUCAAGAAAGCAUGACCCAACAAAUAGAUUAUCAUCCGAUUUCACCAGCAGAUCAAGUUAAUGUGAGGCCACACAUCGGGUAUUAUCCAAUUCCACAUGAAGAUCAAGAAAAUACGAGGCCACACAUUGGUUACUACCCAAUUCCAAACGGAAAUCCAGAAAGCAUGAACCUACAUAUCAAUUACCACCCAAUCCCACCAUCAUAUCAAGAAAACAUUAGGCCACACAUUGGUUAUUACCCAAUUCCACAUGAAGUUCAACCAAAUAUUAGGCCUCACAUCGAGUUCUAUCCAGUCCCACCAUUUUAUCAAGAUAAUACGAUGUCAUACAUCAGUUACUACCCAAUAACAAAUGGAGACCAACAAAUCAUGAGCUCACAAGUCGAUCAAGAAAACGUGAGGCCACAUAUUGUUUUAUACCCAAUCCCUCCAGUAAAUCAAGAAAAUAUAAUGCCACACAUAGGUUACUACCCAAUCCCACACGAAGAUCUUAUAAACAUGAAUACACACAUUGAUUUCCACCCAAACUCACCAGUAGAUCAAGCAAAUGCAUGGCCACACAUCAGUUAUUACCCGAUUCCACCUGAAGACCAACCAAAUAUUAGGCCAUACAUAGGUUUUUACCCAGUUCCACAAGAAGGCCAAGAUAAUAUGAGGCCACAUAUAAGUUACUACCCAAUUCCACCAGCAUAUCCAAACAAUGUGAAACCACAAUUUAGUUACUACUGAAUUUAUUUAAAUAUACUAUUAAUUGCAAUUAGCAGACGCGGGAGCUCAUUUUACACAUAAAAAACUAUUUAGUGUAGUGAGAAUAGAAUAAAUUCACAGCAUCAAAUAAUUUUGAAACCUUGAUCUUGUAAUAAGAAUAACUAUACAUUUUAUUCCAAUUCUUAUAUGAAUAUAAUUUACUAGAAAGUGGAAAAAUUUCACCAAAAAUCUUUAAAAGUUAGCUAAUGAAGUUAUUGUAAACUAGUACAAACCACUAAUCACCACGUUGCCAUGCAAAUAAAGUAAGCUUUAUGUAAGCGUUUUCAAAAAAUUUUCCACCAUAUUAUAGAGUUUAGUUCAAAGCACUCAAAUGUGACUACAUGUUAGGUUUCAAGACACUGUGUACGAAGCUGCAGAUUCCUUACAUAUUUGGCUUACGUCAGGGGACAAUCAACUGUCGUAAUGUCUAAGUGCUCACUUUGCAUGACCAAUUGUUUUAGUCUGGAGGGGUAGCAGCCAUCCUUACUCAUGCAGUGCAGUCAAUUUGAAUACCUCAAAUUCCUCCGUAAGCCAAUCAGAGACUCUCAGAGAAACGAGGAUAAAAACACCUUUCCUCCCCCAUCAGCCAAUUACCGUCUACCGAAUGACCAACUAUUCUAUUGUAGUGUAGAGAGUUCCACAGUUCGAGUGUAAGCUGUUCAAGAGGCCCUUGUUUUACACAACAGAACCGGAGCUCUAAUUGAACUCAGAAAGGAAUGGCACAAGCUUCUAUGGACUAUUAGACUCAGUCUUGACAGAAAUUUUGCAGUCAAAAUGUUACUGCGAUAAAUGUUCCACUUUAAUCCUCAGAUCGUAAUAGUAUAAAUGCGCUACAUAGUUUUAUAAACAAUAUUGUGGCUCAUAUUUCUCUCUACAAACCACUGUAUCGACCAGUUGUGUUUAACUGUUAGUGUUUCUUUGCACAGUUUAAUUUUCAGUGUGUCAGAUUUUAAGUGUAGACUUUUUGAAGUAUUAAAUGUGACUGUACAAAAAUACCUGUAUGAAACCACAAGUAUUCGAUAUGAAUUGUGUUUAAUUAUAUGGUUUUGUUAGUAUUGAAUUAUUAAGAUAAAUUAAUUCAAAUAUAUAAUAUAAAUUUCAUAACUUCAUUUUAUUUUUAUUUAACUGUUUCACUCAAAAAAUUAUUAAAAUUUUUAUUGUAUUUUAUCUACAAAUUAAAAAGAAUUGUAAUUCCUUUAUAUUCCGUUAUACUAAGAAUGAAAACUGUAUGAAUUAAAUACAAUUUUUUCUGAAAAA
Bacillus rossius redtenbacheri is the source of this 2879-nucleotide messenger RNA. RefSeq lists its product as uncharacterized. The coding region runs from base 72 to 1604 and encodes 510 amino acids. The record is from RefSeq and is a predicted model, not a curated record. The transcript has 2 exons. NCBI's taxonomy places the organism in Eukaryota, Metazoa, Arthropoda, Insecta, Phasmatodea, Bacillidae.